AGUUUGUUCCUUGGUUGCCAAGCAUUUGUGCAUAUAACAUGGAACCUUAUCCCAACAUCAAGUAAGAAAGCCAUGGAUAUUCUCCUACUUUCAAUUCCCCUCCUUCUACUUUCUCUCCUCUUCGCCUUCAACUUUCUCCAAACCCCUCAUCGCCUCAACCUCCCACCAACACCACUCUUCUCCCUUCCACUAAUAGGCCAUUUCCAUCUCCUCAAACACCCCCUCCACCGAUCACUCCACGCCCUCUCACAAAAGCACGGCCAUGUCAUCUCACUCCGAUUCGGCUCACGCCUUGUCGUAGUCAUCUCCUCCCCCUCAGCCGUUCAAGAAUGCUUCACAAAAAACGACAUCAUUCUCGCAAAUCGCCCAUUGCUCGACACCGGAAAGUACUUAGCAUACAACCACACAACCCUCGCCGUCUCACCUUACGGCGAGCACUGGCGCAACCUCCGCCGGAUUUGCUCCCUCGAGAUAUUCUCAACCAACCGCCUCAAUAUGUUCGUGGGUAUCCGAGAAAAUGAAGUGAAACGGUUGCUGAGGAAGUUAUGUGGGGAUUGGUCGGAAGAGUUUAGGGAAGUGGAAUUGGAGCCGAUGUUGUCGGAUCUUACUUUCAACGUUGUUAUGGGAAUGGUGGGUGGAAGGAGGUUUUAUGAUGAGGGGUAUUCGAAGAAGUUUAGAGAUUUGGUGACACAAAUUAUGGCGCAUGGUGGGUCGUCGAAUCCGGGUGAUUUCAUACCCUUAUGGAAUUGGGUUGAUCCAACUGGUUUUAAGAAGAGGAUAAUGAAUCUUGCCCGAAGAGGAGAUGAACUUCUUCAAGAACUAAUUGAUGAAGCUCGAGAUGGAAAGGAUGGAGGGAACACUAUGAUUCAUCAUUUACUUUGCUUGCAGAAAGAUGAGCCGGAGUAUUAUAGUGACCUUAUUAUCAAAGGACUUAUUCAAGUUAUAUUCUUAGCGGGGAUUGACACGUCAGCUGUGACAUUAGAAUGGGCGCUAUCGCAUUUGCUCAACAAUCCAGACGUGUUAAAGAAAGCAAGAGCUGAGAUAGAUGAUUUGAUAGGAAAAGAGCGGCUAGUGAAUGAAAGUGAUCUUCCAAAUUUAAAGUAUCUUCAAGGAAUAAUCUCAGAGACAUUGCGGUUGAACCCAGCAGCUCCUCUUCUUGUGCCACACUGUGCAUUUCAAGACUGCAAAAUAGAAGGAUAUGAUGUUCCUCGUGACACAAUUGUGUUGAUUAAUACUUGGGCUAUACAUAGAGACCCAAAUCUAUGGGAAGAUCCCACGGCGUUUAAACCAGAAAGACAUGGUGACACGAGUGGAGCUGAUUCUUACAAGCUACUACCAUUUGGGUUGGGGCGGAGAGCUUGUCCUGGUGUGGGAAUGGCGCAACGUGUGGUUGGCUUAGCUUUAGCUUCGUUGAUACAAGGCUUUGAAUGGGAAAGAGUGAGCAGCUCGUUGGUUGAUAUGAGUGAAGGUCAAGGGCUCACUAUGCCCAAAGCUCAACCAUUGGUAGCCAAGUGUAAACCACGACCAAUCAUGAAAGCCAUUAUGAACGUAGAAAUUGAUAAUAUUUGAAAUGUAUAACUUCCAAAACCAAUAAAACAAAUUAUAAUAUUUGUUCUUA
Messenger RNA from Cucurbita moschata (crookneck pumpkin), 1618 nucleotides. Its product is annotated as cytochrome P450 81F3. NCBI's taxonomy places the organism in Eukaryota, Viridiplantae, Streptophyta, Magnoliopsida, Cucurbitales, Cucurbitaceae. Gene Ontology annotation, molecular function: monooxygenase activity; oxidoreductase activity, acting on paired donors, with incorporation or reduction of molecular oxygen; heme binding. The record is from RefSeq and is a predicted model, not a curated record. The transcript is spliced from 2 exons. The coding region runs from base 73 to 1569 and encodes 498 amino acids.